Macrobrachium nipponense is the source of this 4261-nucleotide messenger RNA. RefSeq names its product spidroin-1-like. NCBI's taxonomy places the organism in Eukaryota, Metazoa, Arthropoda, Malacostraca, Decapoda, Palaemonidae. The record is from RefSeq and is a predicted model, not a curated record. The transcript has 6 exons. Bases 140 to 3898 code for a protein of 1252 amino acids.
CACCUGGCGGUCCCCGAGAUGGGUAUAUAACGACAAUCAUGACCCCUUUGGGAGUCAGUGUGUGUGUGUGGACCAUCUAGAACUCCCGAUAUCCAAUCGGUAUCUCCGAGGGAGUCGACGAACUUUAAUCCUCUUCACGAUGUGGACGAAGGUGGUGUUGGUGGCGCUGGCGUUGGGCAUUGCCAGCAGCGACUCGAGAGUGCGUCGUCAAGCCCCAGGAUACUCCUACCAACAGCCUGUUGGUGGCGAGGCAGUCCUCGGGGCAGGUGUAAGCGCAGGUGCUGGGGAUGGAUCAGCCGCAUCAGCUGGUGGACAAGGUGCCCUAGGAGGAGCUGGUGGAUCCGCGGCUCUAGGAGGAGCCGGUGGAUCCACGGCUCUAGGAGGAGCUGGUGGAUCAGCAGCUCUAGGAGGAGCUGGUGGAUCAGCAGCUCUAGGAGGAGCUGGUGGAUCAGCAGCUCUAGGAGGAGCUGGUGGAUCAGCAGCUCUAGGAGGAGCCGGCGGAUCAGCAGCUCUAGGAGCUGGUGGAUCAGCGGUUCUAGGAGCUGGUGGAUCCGCAGCACUGGGAGCUGGUGGAGGGCCAGCCACACCUUGGCCACCUCUCAUGCCAUACCAGUUUGCUUUCGAAGUUAAGGACACUGCAUCGAAUAACUACCAAAAUCGAGUCGAAUUUGUGGAAAAUGGAGUCUUGCAGGGAAGCUACAGCCUUCUGGGACCUGAUGGCGUCGUGAGAACUUCCAUUUAUUCAGAUGAUGGAAACUCUGGCUUUAAGGUUACUCUACACGAGAUUCCAACAGACAUUGUUGUAGGAUCAGGCGCUUCAGCUAGCUCUGCAGCAUCUGCCUCAUCGGCAUCAAGCUCAUCAGCAGCAUCCAGUGCCUCUGCAGGAUCAGGUGGAUCAUUUGGUGGGUCAGGAUCAGCAGCAGCUGGUGCUUCAUCUUCAUUUGGUGGAUCAUCUUCGGCUUCAAGCUCUUCAGCAGCAGCUGGUGGUGGUGCUGGUGCUGCAGGUGCUGCAUCUUCUGGUGCAAGUGGAUUUGGUGGGGGAAGUUCAAGCUCAGCAGCUUCUGCUGGUGGAUCAGGAGGAUUCUCUGCUGGAGGGUCAGGAGCUGCAUCUGCCUCUGCUGGUGGAAGCGGCGUAGGAGGGUUCUCUGCUGGAGGACCUGGGGCGGCUUCUGCCUCAAGCACAGCUGGUGGAUCAGGAGGAUUCCCUGCAGGAGGGUCAGGAGCUGCAUCUGCCUCUGCUGGUGGAAGUGGAUUAGGAGGAUUCUCUGCUGGAGGGCCAGGAGCUGCAGCUUCUGCUGGUGGAAGUGGACUUGGAGGCUUCUCGUCUGGAGGAUCAGGUGCUGCUUCUGCCUCAAGUGGGGCUGGUGGAUUUGGAGGCUUCCCUGCAGGAGGAUCAGGAGCUGCAUCUGCCUCUGCUGGUGGAAGUGGAUUUGGAGGCUUCCCUGCAGGAGGGUCAGGAGCUGCAUCUGCCUCUACUGGUGGAAGUGGAUUUGGAGGCUUCCCUGCAGGAGGAUCAGGAGCUGCAUCAGCCUCUGCUGGUGGAGGUGGACUUGGAGGCUUCUCAUCUGGAGGGUCAGGAGCUGCAUCUGCCUCUGCUGGUGGUAGUGGAUUUGGAGGCUUCCCUGCAGGAGGGUCAGGAGCUGCAUCUGCCUCUACUGGUGGAAGUGGAUUUGGAGGCUUCCCUGCAGUAGGGUCAGGAGCUGCAUCUGCCUCUACUGGUGGAAGUGGAUUUGGAGGCUUCCCUGCAGUAGGGUCAGGAGCUGCAUCUGCCUCUACUGGUGGAAGUGGAUUUGGAGGCUUCCCUGCAGGAGGGUCAGGAGCUGCAUCUGCCUCUGCUGGUGGAAGUGGACUUGGAGGAUUCUCUGCUGGAGGAUCAGGUGCUGCUUCUGCCUCAAGCGGGGCUGGUGGAUUUGGAGGUUUCCCUGCCAGAGGACCUGGAACUGCUUCUGCCUCAGCUGCUACAGGUGGAGUAGGAGGAUUCUCUGCUGGAGGGUCAGGAGCUGCUUCUUCCUCAGCUAGUACAGGUGGAGUAGGAGGAUUCUCUGCUGGAGGGUCAGGUGCUGCAUCAGCCUCGGCUGGUGGUAGUGGAUUGGGAGGAUUCUCCGUGGGAGGCGUAGGUUCUUCUUCAGCCUCAGCUGGUACAGGUGGAUUUGGAGGAUCAGGGGCUGCUUCUGCAGCUGCAGGAGGUCUAUCACAUGGAUUUGGAAAUGUACCUAUAUUUGUUAUACAAUCUAAUGCCCUUGGCAGUGGUGGAGGAAGCGGCGGGGUUGUAUCAAGCGUAGGAGGAGGCCAGCCAAGCUUUGCUGCCCUUGUUGGAGGCCCAGGUGUAGGAACCUCAAGUGUUUCUGCAGGAUCAUCAGGCGGAGGAUCUGUUGUCACUGUUGGUGGAAGCAGUGCUCCUAGUUUUGCAGCCCUUGUAGGAGGUCCUGGCAGUGGAUCAGCUGGUGCCUCUGCUGGUGCUUCAGCUGGUGCCUCUGCUGGUGCCUCUGCUGGCGCUUCAGCUGGAUCUCGAGGCCCUGGUAGUGGACAGGUUCCAGUUAUUAUUGUUGAUCAAAACAUUCUUGGUGGAGCAGGAGGUGGCUCAGGGGCAGCUAGUUCUGCUGCCUCAGGUAGCUCUUCUGCUAGUGCAGCCAGCAGCAGUUCAGCUGGAGCAGGAUUUGGGCGUGGGGUAGGCUCAGGGUUUUCUGCAGGUUCUGCAUCUGGAGCAUCUAGUGCCGCAGCAUCAUCUUCAUCUGCUGGUGGUGUAGGAUCUGCAAUCAUAAAGAGAGGCCCUGUUGUAGCUGCUCAGAUUGGUGCGCCUGUUAACAUAGUGUCUUCUGGUUCAGGAGCCAGUGCAGCCUCAGCAUCAUCAGGAGGCAGAGGAAGUACUUUUGUAUCUACAAUUGGGGCUCCAGUUGGUGGUGCAGGUUCCUCAUCUGCAGCAUCAGCAAGUUCAUCUGGUGCCUCUUCAGGAGUGGUUGUUGGACCUGUUGCAUCCCCCUUAGUCUCUACACAGAAAGUUGGUAAACCAGUACUAGCCCAAACAGGUGGGGCCUUCAGUGCAGGGUCCUCUGCAGCAUCUGCAGCAUCUGCAGCAGCUGCAGCAAGUGCUGCAUCAUCUGCUGCCAGGGUAUCUACCCCGAAAGUGGUUAGUGUACCAGUCUCAGCUCCUGUUGCCUCACCAUUAACAUCAAGUGCCUCUUCAGCAGCAUCCUCAUCUGCCAGUUCAUCAUCUAGUGCUGCAGCUGGAAGUGGAGGAAGUGGACGGCUAUCAGUUGGCACUGCUCCAGCAUCUGCAUCAUCAGCAGCUUCAUCAUCAGCUGCUGCAUCAUCUCUUGGUGCAGGUGUCUCCGGCUCUUCAGUAGGUGGCAAUAUUCAGGGAGUACCUGUGAUUCUUCUGAACCAACACGGUGGAGCUGGAAACCUAGCUGACUUUGCAUCAGUUGGUGGAGCCAGAUUCUUUGGCGGAGGACAUCCAACCGGCUUAGCAACUGCCUCUGUACCUCUUGUUACAAGUGGUGUACAUGUAGUACCUAACCCUGGUGCAGCUGUAGCUUUUGGAAGCCAUACUCCGGUAGUUCAUGCAAGCGCACCUUUGGUACAUGCAUCUGCCCCACUUGUACACAGUGCCCCUACAGGCUUAGUAGUGGGAACCCAUGGUAGCCACGCCAGUUUUCCUGGUUCUGGAGGUUUAGUAGUGGGAACCCAUGGUAGUCAAGCCGGUUUUCCAGGUUCUGCAGGUUUAGUAGUGGGAACCCAUGGUGGUCAAGCUGGUUUUCCUGGUUCUGCAGGUUUAGUAGUGGGAACCCAUGGUAGUCAAGCAGGUUUUCCUGGUCAAAGCCUCUUCGUAAGUAGUCCUGUAGCAUUUGGUCAUGUUCACGGCAAUCAUCUCACAAAUGCUGGAGCCAUCCAGGGUUGAAGUAAUGAACGAAAGUAGGAUAACAUAGUAGAACAUACCAGAACAGAAGACUAAUUUGUUAAAGCCAAGUUGACUCUGAAGAUGACUGUUCUCUCGCCAUUAGGUGGUAAUGAUUACACGACGGAAACUUGCAGUCAUAUACGAUAUCCUGCGUGGAUAUACGAGCAAAGAGUGCCAUUAAUGUUAUACUUGAUGAUAUGCAAAUGAGGAGAUUCAUCUACUGUCGGUUUCUCCUUCUUUAUUUUCAUGAUCACGCGUUAUAUUGUGAACCAGUCAGGUUACUGUGUUAAUUGUUUUAUGUGUUUAUGUACAUAUGUGUGUCGAAUGCAUUAUAGCUUAUUAGAAUAAAGAUUACCUUUAUGA